AUGAAAAUUCUUCAGGUUUCGAAGAAGAACCGAUCCCGGAAUACCAAGAACCUGUUAUUAGACCUCUCCAGCCAACAUUCACCUCCUCCGUUGAAGAAAGUCACGAUUACUAAGUCCGCCACAGAACUGGAGUUUCCCAAGCGAAAGGGGCUUCCAAUAAUUCCCAAAGGAACCUUACGGCGUCGUAGAACCACGUUAGCACUGACGAUCCCUUCUAUUGAUGAGAAUACUACCCCCAAGAUAUCAACUACUAAUGAAUCCCCUUACUCACCAAAAUCCUCUCCAACAAAUAAUAACACAUCUACUUCCUUUUGCUUUGGAAACACAGUGAUAAAUCACAAUGCCAGCAAGAAGACAGUUUCGAACCCAUAUGACAGUGGACCUGUUUGUGUUCUUGAACCCAAUCUAUAUUUAUAUUCAGAGCCAACCCUUGACCAGCUAGAUCGAUUCGACGUUGUGAUCAAUGUUGCCAAAGAGAUACCAAAUUACCAGCGAGAAAUAAGGAAUAAGGGGAAAACAUACUACUUUGUUCCCUGGACGCACACAUCAAAUUUGUGUCCUGAUUUACCACUCUUGACCUCCGUCAUUGAAAACAGUCUUUCCUCGGGAAAAGCAACGCUGAUACAUUGUCAAUGUGGAGUUUCCAGGUCUGCAUCUUUAAUUGUGGCGUAUCUGAUGAAGAAGUAUGGGUUGAAUUUGAACGAUGCUUACAACCGUUUAAAGGUCAAGGCUCCGUCAAUCUCCCCCAACAUGAACUUAAUUUUCUAUCUGGCUGAAUGGGGGAAAACUUUAGAGGCAAUCAGCCUACCUGCAUCACCUUACAGUACAUAG
This is a messenger RNA of Komagataella phaffii GS115, 831 nucleotides long. RefSeq names its product Dual-specificity protein phosphatase. The record is from RefSeq and is a predicted model, not a curated record. Gene Ontology annotation, biological process: negative regulation of MAPK cascade; protein dephosphorylation. Gene Ontology annotation, molecular function: MAP kinase tyrosine/serine/threonine phosphatase activity; protein tyrosine/threonine phosphatase activity. The transcript has a single exon. Gene Ontology annotation, cellular component: cytosol; cytoplasm; nucleus. Lineage: Eukaryota; Fungi; Ascomycota; Pichiomycetes; Pichiales; Pichiaceae. The coding region runs from base 1 to 831 and encodes 276 amino acids.